Messenger RNA from Micropterus salmoides (largemouth bass), 1798 nucleotides. It is a transcript of the gene wdr4, whose product is annotated as WD repeat domain 4. The coding region runs from base 76 to 1320 and encodes 414 amino acids. Gene Ontology annotation, biological process: RNA (guanine-N7)-methylation. Gene Ontology annotation, molecular function: tRNA (guanine(46)-N7)-methyltransferase activity; protein binding. The record is from RefSeq and is a predicted model, not a curated record. The transcript has 11 exons. Lineage: Eukaryota; Metazoa; Chordata; Actinopteri; Centrarchiformes; Centrarchidae. Gene Ontology annotation, cellular component: cytosol; tRNA methyltransferase complex; nucleus.
CUGUGAGGCUGCAGGCGGAUAGACCCUUCUCCCUUUCCUCGUGGGUUAGCGUCGCAUGAAAGACACACAACAGUCAUGGCUGCUGUCGGCUUCAGUGGAGAGUGGUGUAUUUUCACCUGCGACAAGAAACUCAUAGCAGUUGACAGCAAACAGGCAAGAGAACCAUUCGUGUUUGACUGCAGUGCUGCUGAGAAGAAGCCAAAGAAUGUGAAGGAUGACAACAGUGAUGGCAGUACCUCGGAGGAAACAGGAAGUGAUAAAAUCCUUGCCUUUACCGUGUCUCCAUCUGGAAAGCUGGUGGCGCUGACUGAUGACAACAAGAGGCUGGUCCUGUUUCACUGUGAGCCUUCAUGGCAGUGUAUCAGCAUCAGGUGGGUGGUGAGGAGGUGCACCUCCCUGCACUUCACCCAGGCUGAGGACAAGCUGCUUGUGGCUGACAAAUCAGGAGAUGUGUACUGCUUCUCAGUGGUGGAGCCGCAGAGGGAGGGCGAGCUGAAGAUGGGCCACCUGUCUAUGUUGCUGGCUGUAACCAUGUCGCCUGAUGACAAGUACAUCAUCACAGCUGACCGUGAUGAGAAGAUUAGAGUGAGCCUCCUGAACUCUCCAUACAACAUCCAGUCCUUCUGCCUGGGACAUAAACAGUUUGUCAGUGCUCUGCUGGUCCCAUCAGGUCAUCCAAACUGGCUGCUGUCUGGAUCAGGGGAUGGGACCAUUAAGCUGUGGGAGUAUGAGACUGGCCAUAAGCUGCAGAGCUGGGACCUUAACGACCUUGAAAAGACACCGAGCUCUGAGGCUGACAAACAGAAGAAGCCAACUGUGUGCCGUAUCACCAGCUCUGUUGAUGCUCGCCAUGUGGCUGUGCUGUGUGAAAGAGUGUCCACGGUUCAGUUUUUCGUUCUGGACCAGGAGGGUGAAGAGAAGCUCAUUCCACACAGCAGGCUCUCCCUGCCCCACUGUCCGCUGGACAUGACCUUUGACCCAGAAGAUCGGCUGUGGGUUUUGAUGGACUCCAGUGAUGUACUGCUCCGAGUCUACACACACAGACAAGGCUCCUGGGAGUGUGAAGCUGAGAGCCCUGAACUGAACAGAGUGACUGAAGCCUUCAGGCCACACUGGCAGACACUGGAGGCCACCACAAGGACCAACAACCGAUUCGAGCAUCUUUACAAGGUGAGCUUUGACAAUGUGACUGCAUACCUGCAGAAGAAGCAGCAGAGAGUGGAGGAACAGCAGCUGAAGAGGAAGACAGUCCAGAGAGCAAAUAGCAACAAGAAGGCCAAGAAAGAAAUGUCAAAAGCUUUAAUGGAAAAAUCUACUUAAACAGCACUUUAACAAGGGCACUGUUAUUUUCUUUGUUUCAUUUUUUGAGUGAGGAAUCUGAGUCGAAUGUGUGCAUUUAAUGAAGCAUGUGGAAAGUGUGGGUUUUGUCACACAGCCUGUGUUGAUGGAUUUCUUUGAUUUUUAAAAAUAAACUUUGCAACUAACAUAAAACUGUGCCUUCUGUUUCCACCAUCAUUGCUGAAUUAAACAUGGCAUUUGUGAAUGUGCACCAUAUGUCCUUCUCACUUUCUCUUUGCUCUGUACUUGUUACUUUGACUUCCUGUGCAUUACACCACAAUUUUCUAACAUUUCUUUCUUGUGCACAGAAUUGAUCCAGCAUGUGGGAAAGUGAUAGAGUACAGUGCACUCAAGAAUCAGUAAUGCAGACUGUUAUUGUGACCCUCUGCCACUGUUGUUUUGUGCUUGUUGCUGAUUCAAGUGUACAAAUCAUCAAAUAAAAUAUUUCUUCUCGCCUCCA